AUGAGGUCCACAAAGCUCAUCCUCUCAGUGGCGGCAGUCGCGCUGCUUGCGACGCUUGCCUGGAACGUUGCUCCUGCGGCAGCAAGCCCAGCAGCUCCCGAACGCAUCCGUGCUGCGCUCCUGGGUGCGUUCGUUGGCGACGCACUUGCGCUGUCAACCCAAGGCGAGUACCAGUCAAACAAGAUCCGGUCGGCCUUCCCAAAGACAAUCCGAGAGUUCGCUGCCUCCAUCAAAAAGUCGAAAACGAACGAAGGCAAGUUUGCUGGCGAUCUCACCGAGGUUGGCCAAGUCGUCCUCGCCACGUUGACCGAAGUCGAAAAGCAGUACGAAAGUGGAAGUUCCCAGUUGAAUGUCCCUGCGAUCCAGACAGCCAUCUCUUCGGCUGCCCGACAGGCGUACGGAGCAGCACCGCCAAGCACCAGCAACACCCUGGACGCGAGUCUGCGCUUCCUCCCUCUGGUCGGUGUUGAGUCUGACGAAACUGUUCUGGCGACCAAGGCCCGCUUGCUGUCGGAUGCUACGCAUGACAAUGAGGAUCCUCGCGAUGCUGCAGAGUUCCUUGCUCGCGUGAUUUACCGCAUUGUUCACAUUCGCCAGUCCCCCAACGAUGCCAUCAAUGCUGUUCUCAAGUUCAUGCUGGCCCAGCACCAGGACGCACGCAACCGUCGUCUCAAGACCAACCCUUCACUCCACGUGACUGGCGACAGCACCAAGGACGACGACUACGACGAUGGUGCUGUUCGUCUGGCGCGCUGGAUUUCGUACGCUCGCAAGGCCGCAACCAAGGCCGCAACUGCCCAAAGCAACCACAUCUCCUUCGACCAUGCGGACAUUGCCGAAGAGGAUGGCUACACGCAUCCCAAGAUCGAGGAACACGACACCAUUAUGCUGAACGAGGAAGCCAUCACGUACAUUCUCGUCGAGGAAAACAACUUUGAUGUUCAGGGCAAGGACUCGAGUGCCGAUUCAUCCAGCGCAAAGCGGAUUGAGACAGAGGAGGAGCGCAACGCGCGUGAGAGCAAGCUCCGAAACCGCCCAAAGACCAAGAUGAACGCGCGUUCCUUGCUCAUGAUCUCCAAGUCUGGUGCCACCGAAGCCGCUCUGCCCGCUGCCAUCUACCUCGUUUUGCGCUCCAAGAACUUGGAAGAGGCUCUGAUUGCCAACGCCCUUCUUGGUGGCGAUGCUGCAUCGCGCGGCAUGGUGAUUGGCAUGAUCUUUGGUGCGAGCCAAGGCAUUGAGGCCAUCCCUGCGCGCUGGAUUUCGUCGCUGCGGUCACUCGACUCGCUCAACGAUGGUCUUGCUCGUUUGCCACUUGUCACCAACUUGUUGCGCCACUCUGAUGAGUUGUGAGCGGAAGGAGCGUUCUGCUUUUCUGCGUGAAUUUCGACAUUGAUUUUGGUACAUGCGCGUCUCCCCGA
Molecule: messenger RNA, 1418 nt
Organism: Capsaspora owczarzaki ATCC 30864
Lineage: Eukaryota; Filasterea; Ministeriida; Capsasporidae
Exons: 1
Coding region: 1-1350 (449 amino acids)
Source: RefSeq, a predicted model, not a curated record